This is a messenger RNA of Megalopta genalis, 3126 nucleotides long. Lineage: Eukaryota; Metazoa; Arthropoda; Insecta; Hymenoptera; Halictidae. The record is from RefSeq and is a predicted model, not a curated record.
GAACUGAGGUGACGAUCCGAAUCCUUUGUUAUCACAAGCCGUGGCCGCAUACAGCUGUAAUUCACAACAAUGGUGGUGCCGGUCGUGUUUUAGGUUAAAGUUGCGUGGCUUCAAAUAACAGUUUAGUCCAAUUUAGAGUUGUGAAAAAUGGACAAUAGGAUCACAAUAUGUGACCCGGACGAAGAAGAAAUCGACGAUGGAAUAUUUCAAGAUAUCGAGCCAGUCACGUGGAUUAACGAUGAUCCAAACUACGAUUUGGAUGAAGUCAACAUGUUCUUCCAUAGGGUGGAUUCUGAUCAGAUUAUAUACGAGGAGAAAAAGAAAAAAUGUAAAUUUAUUGGUAAAUAUGUUAUGGGUGAUGUUCUUGGUGAAGGUAGUUACGGAAAGGUGAAAGAAGUGCUGGACUCAGAGACACUUUGUCGUAGAGCCGUGAAAAUUUUAAAAAGGAAGAAACUUCGUAGAAUCCCGAACGGAGAGCUUAACGUUCAACGGAUAUGUUGGGAAGCACACCUCUUAAAAAGCUUCCUCUUUGGCAAGCACAUGACUAUUUCUGUCAGUUGUUGGAUGGUUUAGAAUACCUUUACAGUAAAGGGAUAGUACAUAAAGAUAUUAAACCAGGAAAUUUAUUGCUGGCUUUAGACGGCACCUUGAAGAUUAGCGAUUUUGGAGUUGCUGAGGCAUUAGAUAUGUUUUCUGAAGAUGACAUAUGUAAAAUGGGACAAGGGUCACCAGCAUUUCAGCCUCCUGAAAUAGCAAAUGGCUGUGAAACGUUUUCUGGCUUUAAAGUAGACAUAUGGAGCAGUGGAGUUACACUGUACAAUAUAACAACAGGUCAAUAUCCUUUUCAAGGCGAUAAUAUUUAUAAAUUAUAUGAGAAUAUAGGGAAAGGUGAAUAUACAAUACCUGAAGAAGUAGAAGAGCCUUUGAGAUCUCUUAUACAAGGAAUGUUACAAAAAGAUGCAGAUAAAAGAUUUAAUUUACAACAAGUUCGAAGGCAUCCAUGGACUAUAUGCAGGCAUCCUAGAACACAAGAAGAAGUGCCUAUACCUCCUCUCAAAGGACAUAAAUGGCACAGUAUGACCGUACUACCGUACCUGAUGGACUAUCAUUACGGAGGUGACGACAAUCCUACGUAUUACACUGAACACCAACUAAAUGAGGAAAAAAGGCAUCAAGAAAUGGACAGAACCAGUGAAGACCAAAAAACUACAUGGAAUAGUCACAAUAGCAAAUCAAAUUCACAUCAGAGUAAACGAAGAUGGCGCAAACCAAUUUCAUGCAUUAGCGUUAAAAAAUUUCCAUCUUGCAAGCCAUCGUGAUUUGUCUUGCUGCCACGCUUAUUUUUUAAUUAUGUAUUUUCCUGACUAUGUCAGAUACAAUUUUUCUCUGCAGUGGAGAUGACUGAGAAUCUAAUAACGCGCUGAAACGCUAAGACAGUUUAUCUAGACGCAGCUCGAAUUGAGUAUAAAAUUUGAACUAAUUCAAAAGCAUUAAAUGUAAACAUUUGUGAUAUUAAUAUUAAAUAGUCAUAGUAGAUAAUUCGUCAUGUCCUACUAAUUAUGAGGUUAAUCACUCGAAGUCCAAAUAAAGUGAUUUUCCUUCAUGUGCCAUAAUGAACAUACAACUCUUAAGCAAUCUGUUGUUAAAAUUUGUGUACAACUUUCACUUUUCUUGCGUUUUGUUAGCUUCAAUAAUUAAAAGAAAUUAAUUAAAUAUACAGCACAGAAAUUUAUUAACUUGUUUUUGAUAUUUAGUCUUAUUUUCGUGUAUGAGUUUUAAUUAAAUGCACGCCACUAGUAAAUUUAAAAUAUAUUGUUCUCGAAGAAAUGGGUAUUUUAUUAAUUUUGACAUUAUUAACAAAAAUAUUUAUAUUUUUUUUAGUUUUAAAGCAAGAAUAGAAACUAUUGUUCAUGGAAGGGAAGCCUUUGCCCUUCUCUGUGCUUGUAAGUCGGACUCGUUUAUGUACUAUAUUAACAAAGUAUUUGUAAAAUAAGGAAAUCGUGUAAUCUAAUGUAAGAAGAAAGACAAAGAAGAUUCAAAUUAUUCGAGCGUGUAAGUUUGCUUGGUGCUGGUUUAUAUGAAAUACAAGUCACAAAUAUCGUUUUUAAUCGAUAUUGAAAACUUUUCUCCAGUGUAUGUACAUGUUAAGAAUAUUUUCUAUAUAAUUGUUAUUUAGAAAUGAAAAAAAAAACAUGAUCUGUGUUUAUAAACUCUGCAUAUGUAAAAUAGUAUUAUAUUUACGAGCCAAUUUGCAAACACUUAACACAAUGCUUGUAACAUGACUUAACACGUAACAGGUAUUGAUUCGCGUAUGAUACAAGAUUAUAAGAAUUGUUUACACGCAUACUUACAAUAGAUAUUAUUGAGGCGUACUUGAGUAUUAUUAAGCAUACACAUGAUAUUGUUGAUAUAUCUGCGUAUAAACUUCGUACUAAGUGUUCCAAAUUUAUGUUACAAAGUUAUAUAAAAUAUUGUCAACGUAGUGUGAUACACCUGGCAAACAUUACGUUUCUAUACAAACAUGUUAUACACAUGUACUUCAAAUACAAAUGAUAAAUUUAAGAAUUUUUAAAAUGAAAAAUAAGGUAACGUGCAUUCGACCAAUUCGUUUAGAGCAACAAUGAAUUGUAUACUUGACACGCUUCCACACCAGAAUUAUUUAUUUCUUAAAGAAAAUAUUAUUAAUGGCUAAAAAAUAAUAGACGUUACAAUAUAUCAAGAAUAAGCAAAAUAUUCUGUUUAGGAUAAGUAAAAAUCAAAUAUGAUAUCGGAAUCGAUAUUAUUUUAAAUACCCCCAUUUUGUCGACAUAAUUUAUAUAGAAAGAAAAUCCUAAAGAAAUGUUAUGAAAUUACGUAUCAUGCAGAGUUCGAAGUAUAGCGAGUAUGAAAUAUAAAUUGUUCUUUCCUUGCAGGAAGUAAGGUGCCUAAAUACUGCCAAGUACUCAAAGCACAUGGAGAAUAGUCACGCAUUUUCUGAUUGUAGAUAAGCAAAGAUAAAAUUAGUAUAGUAUAUAUAUAUAUAUACACAUACUAACUUUAUCUUUGCGUAAAUUAAAAUAAAGAAAAAGGAAUUAUAAUUGCGAUCACUGGCACGACAAGAAUAAAGAAAAAUAAUAUAAUAGAAAA